AUGUAUGCGUGGGUUACCUUAAGUCAGAAUGCUGCUAUCGGCACGAACCAAAAUAGUCAGACAUUUUGGAAAAGUAUCUCGGAAAUGUAUGAGGAAGCUCGUGCGGACAACUCAAAGUUUAUGGGACAACAAAGAACCAUUGAAUCGCUAAGGAAUCGUUAUAGGAGGUUGAACACAAAUGUAACCAAGUGGUUGGGCGCCUACAAAGAAGCAUAUGCUCAAAAAAGUAGCGGUAUGUCUGAUGCAGAUGUUGAAACGAUAGCUCAAAAAUUUUACAGCGGCGAAAAAGAUCGUGGAUGCUCCAAAAGAUCAAGAACUACCGAAGGAGAUGAGGACCCAAACGAUGAAAUCCAAGUUAGUGAAACUUCAACAAUUCGACGUCCUACUGGCAGAGACAGGGCGAAAGGAAAAAGGAAACGAAAAGCCACUGCAUCACAACCCCCAGUUGUUCCUGAUGACUACACUGAAGCACUUAAUGCAAUGAGGAUCACACGUGAGAAAGAAAUUGAAGCAAUUAACAAGAUUGGAGAAAUUAAGAUGCAAAAAUUAGCCUUGAACACGCUCAACAACAAAAUGAAUAUGCUCAACACUUUGAUGGGUAAAAGCAACUUGUCUCCUCAAGAAGAAGUUGUCAAAAACCGCCUGAUGCAGGAAUUAUUCCCAUGA
Striga hermonthica is the source of this 666-nucleotide messenger RNA. The record is from the annotation of a GenBank genome assembly. Lineage: Eukaryota; Viridiplantae; Streptophyta; Magnoliopsida; Lamiales; Orobanchaceae.